Astyanax mexicanus (Mexican tetra) is the source of this 3509-nucleotide messenger RNA. RefSeq names its product rabphilin 3A homolog (mouse), a (gene rph3aa). The record is from RefSeq and is a predicted model, not a curated record. The transcript is spliced from 17 exons. Gene Ontology annotation, cellular component: membrane. Gene Ontology annotation, biological process: intracellular protein transport. Gene Ontology annotation, molecular function: small GTPase binding. NCBI's taxonomy places the organism in Eukaryota, Metazoa, Chordata, Actinopteri, Characiformes, Acestrorhamphidae. The coding region runs from base 141 to 1940 and encodes 599 amino acids.
AGUGGAGAGCGGUGAACUGGGCGGAUUAGCGCGAGCUCAUCUCCUCUCUGCUGCGCGAGGCCGCGGUGCUGGAGGAGAUAACGGGUCAGGGAGCAUCUUCACAGAGCAGGCGGCUGUAGGACAGCAGGACGGACGGUGGGAUGUACGCUGGACAGAUGCAGUGUUCUGGAGCUGAGGAUCUGACGGAUGAGGAGAAGGAGAUCAUUAACAGUGUUCUGGCCCGAGCCGAGAUGAUGGAGGCCAUGGAGCAGGAGCGGAUUGGGCAUCUGGUGAAUCGGUUGGACAGAAUGAAGCAGACGGCGUGUGGUGACGGACACUCGCGCUGUCUGCACUGCGGACAGCAGUUCAGCAUGAUGGGAGUCAGCGCCGUCACGUGUGAGGAGUGCAAGAAGAACAUGUGCAGUAAGUGUGGGAUUCGCAGUAACAGCCGCUCCUGUCCUGCAUGGCUGUGCAAAAUCUGCAGCGAACACAAGGAGAUGCUGAAGCGAUCCGGAGCCUGGUUCUUUAAGGGGUUACCCCAGCAGGUCCUGCCCUCACCCUUACCCAUCACCAAGCACCUCACCCACACCCCUGCAGCUCCAUAUUCCAACUCACAGAACGGAGACAGCGGGCAGCUUCUCGACAGAGGGCAGCACAGGGCAGCAGAACUGAAGCUUCCUGAGCAGAACGAGCAGAAAAUCACCGUCCAGAACCAGCAGGUGACGGGCGGAGCCAGACCCACCGAGACCAGGAGCUCCGGACAGACCCAGGAACCCGCAGACAGACGGACCGAGCAGAACUCUGAACCAUCAACCACACCUUCUACUACCAGCCUCACUCACAGAGUUGAAACUCUUCACCUGGAGAAGGACGUCCCGCCGGCGGAGAACAGGGCGAUACCCAACAUGCAGAAGGAGACGAGGCCCUCGUUAGUGACCGGCGCCCCCGCGGUACGCCAGGCCCCGCCCCCCGCCACCACUGCUGCCACUACCGCUGCCACCGAGGAGGAGGAAGACGCCAACAGCUACGACUCUGAUGAUGCCACCACGCUGGGGAUGCUGGAGUUCAGUCUGCUGUACGAGGAGGAGAACAGCGCUCUGCACUGCAACAUCAUCAGAGCCAAGGGCCUGAAACCGAUGGACUCCAACGGACUGGCUGAUCCAUACGUUAAACUGCAUUUACUUCCUGGAGCCAGCAAGUCCAACAAGCUCCGCACCAAGACUCUCUACAACACCCUGAAUCCAGCCUGGAACGAGACCCUGGUCUACCAUGGCAUCACCAACGAGGACAUGCAGAGGAAAACCCUCAGACUGUCGGUGAGUGAUGAGGACAAGUUCGGACAUAAUGAGUUCAUCGGAGAGACGCGGGUGGUUCUGAAGAAGCUGAAGCUCAAUCAGAAGAAGAACUACAGCGUGUGUUUGGAGCGAGUGGUGCCGGUGAAGCGAGUCGCUGCUGGAGGGUCGGUGCGCGGUAUGGCUUUGUAUGAAGAGGAGGUAAAGGAAGGUGAGGAUGCGGAGGAGCGAGGUCGUAUUUUGGUGUCGCUCACGUAUAACAGCCAGUCCGGCCGGCUCAUUGUUGGCAUCAUUCGCUGCGCCCAUCUGGCUGCUAUGGACUCCAAUGGCUACUCCGACCCUUUCGUCAAAAUAUGCCUGAAGCCAGACAUGGGGAAGAAAGCUAAGAAUAAAACCCAGAUCAAGAAGAAGACCCUGAACCCUGAGUAUAAUGAGGAGUUCAGCUAUGAGAUCAAGCAUGGAGAACUGGCCAAGAAGACUCUGGAUAUCUCAGUGUGGGAUUACGACAUGGGGAAAUCCAAUGAUUUCAUAGGUGGAUGCCAGCUUGGCAUCACAGCUAAAGGAGAAUGCCUGAAGCAUUGGUACGAGUGCCUGAAGAACAAAGAUAAGAAGAUCGAGCGCUGGCAUGUUCUCUUCCACCAGAACAACAUGGAGGCUGAAGCUGACUGAGCCACGCCCACUUCCUGCCUGAUCUCUGUGACUCCAUACCAUCCUGUCUUCCUCUCUACCCCCCCCCCCUCCACCGACACUGUGUUAUUAAUACGACUCUGUUUUAAAUUCUGUUCUGAGGGUCCAAGAGUCUGAGACCACUGAUAAAAAUCUAUAUUUUACAUUAUUUUAUGUAUUCAAAGUAUUUUUCCCUUUUUUUUUUUACAAAUGUGAUUAUUUCUCACAAAAUAUGGCUAUAUUUGUUUAAACAUGACGUUUAAAGUAUGUCAAAUACUAGUCAUGUCUUCGCUGAUUGACUAUAUUUGGGUUCAGUUAUAAGUUAUGUUCAUUUUAUGAUUAUCGUCACUUGCUAUCAUUGUUAGAAUUCGUAAAAUUCUACAUGUUUAAUUUCAUUGUGUUCUCAGACUUUUGUACCUCACUGUAUGCGGUUGGUAUUGCGUGGUGGGUAAUCUCAAUAUAUCGUCCAUGUUGGUGACUUGGGGUUAUAUUCCUGUAUGAGAAAGCAAACUGCGCUAAGGCUGCCCGAUAUUGGGGAAAAAAUAACAUUGCGAUACUUUUUUCUGCAAUAUAUAUAUGUAUAUAUACAGUACCAGUCAAAAAAGUCUGCAUUGUAGAUUAAUCAUCAAGAGUUAAUUACUUGAACUUCUUGUCUUUUCCUUCAUAAUCUGAUAGAUUACUUCAUUAUUUAUUUACUAUAUAGGAAAAAAAUAAAUAAAAUAGGUAAAAUCAUUAAACGAGAAGGUCUGUCCAAACUUUUGACUGGUACUGUAUUUAUGAUUAAAUUUGCAUUGCCUGCGAUAUGGCUGUUGCGCAUGCAGGCAUUGCGAUGAUGAUGCAGAUGCGAUAUAUCGUGCAGAUCGUGCAGAUAUAUCGGGCUAUACCAAUAAUCUAUACCUCUACAUACACUCUGCGUUCGCCUGUCGCUGUUACAUAUGUAGAAUCGUAACUCGCUCUGGAGAAACAGAGAAAAGCCAAAAGCCGUAAAUAUAAAUAUAAAUAUAAAUGUACAGUAUAUACGCCACAGUGUUUAUCUUGUUUUGAUCAUCUAUGAUAAACUAUUAUAUAUAAAACCAGUGAAUUAUGUUACAUUAAAUCGACUCACUGAUAUCCUCUAUUGUAACAGAUGCAUCAGUGCUCACUUAUUUAAUAUAGAGAAAAUGCCCUACGCUCAUGGAGUUAACCUCUUCUGUUGUCUUUAGGGUGAAAAAUCACCCGCCACCAUGUUUAACAGGAGAGAAACAACCUUAAAUGACUUUACGUUGAGUGACCCAACAUUAGAGAGUUGAGAGACCUCCAUUAAAAAUCUGUUACACACCAUUUUUGAUUCUGUAUCAUAUAUUUAGAGAAUAUUAUACAAUGACACAAGGGUUAAUGGACAUUUUCUCAACCAUCAUUUUAUUAUUGUUUAUUAAUAUUAUUUGUAGAAUUGUUGGGAUUGUUCUCACUGUGAUUAAAGGUUAAUUCGGUUUAUUUGUUGAAUGCUCAGCCUGCGCGCUACUGUAACUCAGUGUAUACACCUGUAUUAUCUGCAGUUAAUGUGGUCAAUAAAGUAUGAAUGACCCUGCGUAA